This is a messenger RNA of Apis cerana (Asiatic honeybee), 5870 nucleotides long. Its product is annotated as A-kinase anchor protein 200. The record is from RefSeq and is a predicted model, not a curated record. Lineage: Eukaryota; Metazoa; Arthropoda; Insecta; Hymenoptera; Apidae.
ACUCGUUCGCAACGUGCAAACUUUCGAUCCCGCGUCCUUGAUUCGAUACGCAUUUAAUCCUCGUGCGAUAUAUUCGCGUUACCGAAUCUCGCUCGGCUUUUAACGCCUGUUUUAUCUUCGUGAAAGUGCGUUCGAUCGGCGAUUAACCGUUAAACGUUCGUGAUACGGAUAACGUACUCUGAGUCAUCGAGCAAAUACGUUGAAAAUUUGGCGUUAUCUUUUCUCGAGAAUUCGGUAUUUCUCAGCGUUUAAUCUCGAGCUGUUUCGAGCGUCAUUUCAAAUAAUCUGAUCGUCCGAUCUCAACCGGAAAAUCGCAUAAUCGUCGCGCGCGCGUGUGUGUGUGUACGUGUGCGUUAUAUCGCUUUGUAUUAUAUCGCUGGAAUUUAGUUUCUCAUACAUACGUCCGUGGUGAUCUUGACGUGACAUGCUCGGUCGAGCCUUAAUAGUCUUGGACGGCAGUGACCUCUGAAUGCCCUUAUUAAUCCAUUGAGCGGAUCCGCAGAAAGAAAUCUCGGUCAGUUUUAUUGGACGCACGACACCUGAUUACAGCAGAGCGCGAGCAACAGGGACAGGCGAGCAGAAGGGGCUAGAGAGGCAAAAAGAGGAAAGAUGGGAGCGAGACAGAGCAGAAGGUCCGUGGAUAUAACAACGACUCCGAAGAAGGAGGGGUUGCCCGCCGACGGUGGUGUCGGGGAUGCUGCCGCACCUGGCGAUGGCAAGCUGGAAAGGAUCGAGGAGACCGACACCAAGCCUACCACCAAUGGUAUAGCGCCGCACACGGACGUUCCCGAGGAUAAGGACAAAGAUAAAGACGACGCCACGGAAAAAGAGAAAGACAAAGAGCAGCAAGAAGAGGUAAAGGAAACGAAGCAAGAGUCGGGCGGAGAAUCUCCCGCGGAAACGGCAGAGGUCACAACGCCGACAGAAGCGUCCACUCCAAACACUGCCACUUCUCCAGACAAUAAGGAAACGAAGAAGAAGGAAAAGAUGAAGAAAAAGUGGUCCUUCAGGUCGAUCAGCUUCAGCAAGAAGGAUAAGAACAAGCCUGCCCGCGAAGAAGCGCCCAAGAAUGGAGACGUCACCAAGGAGGAACCUCUCGCAGAGGGUGGCGAGGAGCAGGAGAAUGGAUCGGGCACGGCGGGCAGCCCCGUGGAGGAGAAAUCGGCGGUGAGCAGUCCGACGACGGAGAACGAGGAGGCGCCCGUGGCAGCGGCGGCGGCGGCAGCAGCGUCGUCACCGUCAUCGCCGCAACCGCCGUCGAGCGCCGCGGAGACGAAGGAGGAGAGCAGCGGCGCGGCGUCGGCAGCCAGCAGCAGCCCCCUGGAGGAGAAGACGGAGGAGGCCGCCGAUCCCUCCGCCCCGACUCCCGCCCCCUUGGAGGAAAAGAAAGAGGAGGUGGAAAAACUCGAGGCCGAGAAAAAAGCAGUCGAGGUCAGUCCAGCCGUCGGUGGUCAGUCCGCACCGGAACCGGUGGUAGAAGUCUCCGUAUUCCGAGUCCAGACAGUCGCUACGCCGUCUAUCAUUGAGAGGAAAACCAGUGAGGAUAUUCCUUCCCUGCCUCCGUCCAGCCCGCCUCCAACCCCCAUAGACUCGUCGCCGUUGCAGCAAGCUCAGCAGGCCGCGGCCACCGCGACCGCCCUGGCGGCGGCUCUCAAACUGCCUGCGGAGGCUGCUCGCUCCUCCCAACAUUUCGCCCCCGCUUCACACCACCCGACCGCUUCCCCCCUCGACCCACCUUCCACGGCUGUAGUCCCUGCCGUGCCUAGCCUUCUUCCUCCGCUACCGGUGGUGGUAGACAGAGACCCGCCCGAUAAUUUCCAACCGCUCGUCGUUAACGGGACCGUCGAGGUCCACCCCCUCCCCGUACCCAAAGCUAGACGUAACAGUCCACCCGCGGAAGAGUGCUCUCACGAUAACAAUCUUCCUCUGGUCGGCGACGAGAAGGGGCGAAUCGCCCAACAGAGUCCGGAGUCCUCCACGACCGCGACGCCGACGACGACGAGGUUGGAUCCCGAGGAGAUCGGUGGGCGAUCGGUGGAGAACAACGCUGUGGUCUCGGAGAUAGUCUCGGAAAUAGUGGAGGAGAGCGUGGCGAGGCAAGAAUCGGUGUCCGAGCCGCUGAGCAGGCGGGAGGAAGAGAUACGGGAGUUGAUCGAGGAGAUGAUCGUGCCGGACGAGAGGGCGCGGGAAGAGAAGGAGGACGUGCUCGAUCCUGUGCCCACGAUCGACGCGAUCGUGGAAUCCGAGGAGGGGCCGGUGCCCGUCUCCGCCGAGCGGCAGAGCGAGGAGGAGGAGAAGGAGGAGGAGGAGGAGGAGGUGCUGGUGGAGGCGAAGCCGGCUCUCGUCAUUCCGGAGGACGAGGAGGAGGUAAACUCGCGCGGGGUGGCGGACGUUUCGAGGGUGGGCCAAGUGAUUCCAGACGUGGAAACGGACAAAUUGGAAACGGAGACCACGGACAUCGCCGUGCCCGUAGAAGAGAUCCUCGUCUCCGAAAUGGCGGAACACCGGCCCGAGGAAGAGCCCGACCGAGCCUCCGCCCCGACGAGACCGACGGACGAGUGCGGCGAGGCCGAGGCGAGGCACGAGCAGGAAUCGUGCAUCCUCGCCCCUCCCCCUCCGCAACCCUCCUCUUCUUCCCCCUCUCUGCCCGAAUCGUGCCCCGACGACUCCGCCGCCGCCCCACCGUCCCCCCCCCAACUCGUCCGAGCGGAGCCUAGAAUUUUGGAUUUCGCGGAGGAGCAACAACAACAACGACGACCGAACGAAUCCGAGCUGGAUGUCAUCAUCACUCCCCCGACAACGAACGACGAAUCGUCGAAUCGGCACGCUCGAAACUCCACCUCGAAACUCGAGCGCGUGCCUAGCCUCGCGGACGAGUUCUUCCCUGCCCCGGCCGAGCAUACCGCGACCGAACGACAGAUAGAUUCUUCCGAUCGUCCCUUACCGCCGGAACAGCUCUCCCCCUCGCCGACGACCCCCCUGGUCGACCACCACGACGACGACGACGACGACCCCGCGAGAACCUCGACGGAGACCACCGCCCCCCUACCACCACCGUCGACGUUGCCCGCAACUCCCAGCCCCACGUCCAAUGCCAGUAUCACGUCCGGCCUGAUGCCGUUCACGGUAGACUCCUCGCAAUCGCUGUUGUACGACGACCAGAGCAAUCGAGAGUUCAAGAUGGAAUCGGUGUCGAUAAGCCUCAAUUCGUACAAUGAGUCCGACAUUGAAUUAAAGGAGAGGUUAGCCGAGUCUCUGGCGGAGACCGAGAAGCAGGAAGAGAGCUUGGUCUCGUGUCAGUUGUUGAACAACGCCACGUCGUCGACCACUGUCCAGGAGACCCAUCAGAGCACUCCGGAGCAACCAGAGGCCCCAGUAGAAAAUAACGUGGCCCACGACGUUAGUACGACAGAAAGUUCAACCGAGCCUGUCAAGGUUACAUCUCCAGCCGUCCCGAGCGAAGUAAUAACCGCCUCUCCGCCAUCUGCCCCAGCCAUCACCGAGGAUGUUGCCUCGGUAGCCAAGGCUAUCGAAGAAAUUGACAUAAGCGAUAAGGCUGUUGCGGCGGCAACCAUCGAGUGUAAUACGAAUGAAAUUAUCGCGGAAGCACGUUACCAAAACAACAUAAACGAAUAAACAUCGCUAAUCGAAUUGUAUUUUGGGAAGAAGAAAGUUCUUUUCUCUCGUUAAAACCAAAAAAGUAUAUUAUAUAGAUAUGUAUAUUUGGACCAUUCCUGCAACUAAACAGAAAAUAACGUUCUUUCGUUACGAGCAAAAAAGGGAAAAAAAAAAGGAAAAAAAAAAGAAAAAAAAAAGAAAAAGAAAAUGGAACGAUGUGACCGCGACAUCGCGAGAGCAUAUAGACUUAUAUAGUAGGCCUAUUAACGAUUAUUAGACGGCAGGGCGAAAGAAAAUGUUCACGAAAUGUGAAAACCCGGAGUCGUGUCAUCGAAAUGGGGAAAGGGGUUACGAGGACGAGCCAGAUAGGGUCGAGGAAAAUGUUAUACGCUUGAUUCUGGAAACACGUAAUAAUGCCAUGUAAUCAUAUGGAUGGUAUAUAUAUAUAUCUCGAAGCAGGUGAUUUUUUAUUACUUUCUUUUUUUAUUUUUAUUAUUACACGAAUAAAAUAUUUUCAACUUUGGGCCUUGUUUAUUCGCAAUGUAGUAAUAAUAUAUAUAUAUAUAUAUACACAUACAUAUAUACAUAUAUAUAUGUAUGUAUGUAUAUAUACAUAUAUAUAAAUAUGGGCCCUGUUGUGUAAAAAUCGGAAAAUUGUCACAAUUGUUAUGCAUAAGUCGUAUUAUGCGAUCAUCGUGCAGCGAGUAAGUGGUACGAAUUCGAAUUUAAAAAAGAAAAAAAAGAAAACAUAUUAGAAAAGAAAAAAAAUAUAUAUACGAUGAAGGAGAAAUCUCUUCGUUUGUCGCAUAUUCCAGAAAUAAAGAAAUACUCAUCGAGGCACGCCCUCUCGUAACUACACGCGCAUUGCUAUAUCGAGAGAGUAUAAAGAACGAGAAAAACUGUAACCGAAAGAUCAGAGACUGAGAGAGCAAAGGUGUAUACGUGAGAACGUGUGCGUUCGAAUGCAUGAGAGAGCGUGAGAGUUCGAAAGAAGUAUGAGAGAAUGAAUAAUGUGCGUGUCGAAGAAAGAAACAAAGGUGGAAAUAGGAAGGAUUAUAAUUGGAAUAUGUCUCUUUGUCGGAAUGUGAACGGGAAAGAAGAAGAGAUAGGAUCGGGAAAAGGCAGAACGAGAAGUAAAGGAGGAAAAGGGGGGAGGGGGGGAAAAAACUUAUUAAAAGAUAUAUCAAAGCGCACGAGUAAUGAAUAAACUCGUAUCGUGAUUUCAAGGACGCUCGAUUAUUUUGCUCGUAUUUCUUUCGCGGUCCUUGUUUUUCUUUGUAAUUGUACAAUCGACAGGUUUUAUGUUGUAACGAGGAACUGCACACUUCUACGUAUGACUUUGGUACGCGCGAGCACACGACAUAGCUACAUACAUGCAAGGACAUUAUACGCGAAUGCGUACAUACGUAUCAUGCAACACACGAGAUAAGGAAAACAUACAGUAUGUCGAGGCAGUGUAAGUGAUAUAUAUAAUCUAGAUAUAGAGAAAGCGUUUGUGUAAAUUCAGCGUUUGUCCUUCGAAAUGCUACUUCUCCAUAUGAGAAUACUUACGAGGAAGCCUAUUCGUAAUUUUAUAAUAAUCAUUAAAAUAUCGCCUAAUUACAAUUACGAAACAUGCACAAUUACCAUUCAAAAUGGAUUCGUUUCUACGGAUCUCCAGGAGUAAAUAAUUACCUACGAAAGCUUCUUUUUUUAUUGAGACCGUAGCGUAGAUCGUAAAGAUAAACGAAAAGCGUAUAUAUGUAAAUGCUCCAAAAUCUCUGAAUACAUGUAAGUGUUGAAUGGAGCGAGCGUUCAUUGUGCCCGCGACCGGCAUUGAUUUUUAAACGAUAUAUUAUUAAUGAGUAAGGGGAAGAAGUAAAAUUAAAAGUUGUAUAGUAAACCUUUCAUUAAAUAUAUUGUCCGUAAUCUUUACAACGAAAUUCACACGUUUUUUCAAGGCAAGUUUUGGCGACGAGAGCGAACUUUUUAUUUAAGAAAAAGGGGGAAAAAAAAAGAAAAAAAAAAAAUCUUUAAAUCCGACUGAUCUGUACACUCGAAUUAUUAAUCGUUAAAUCCUGAGGUUCCAUCGACGCAAACCUCGUUUAUUUAUUUUGCGCGUCGGAACAACAAAAUUAUAAAUGAGAUUUUUGAGUCGAUGGUGCUUCAGACACAGACCAACAGUCUUCAGUAUCUUCGAUGAGCAGUUAUAAUAGUAAUUAAACUAUUCUACAUUUAUCUAUAACCUAUAAUAAACUGUGAAACAAGUGUAA